AUGACCAGCCUCGAGGAUCCAUCCAUCCUCUAUCAAAAUAAAGACAAUACCGUCUUAAUAAUCGACAUCCCAACUUCAAUCGCCCAGGCUCAAGAAUUGAACUCCUUCACAGCCGACCCCAGAGAGGACACAUCACCACUGGACAGUCUGGACUCAGAGCCGGGGAGAGGUGUUUCCAGAAAACACCUCCUCUCGUCCCAACCACUUGAAUUACCUUAUCCAUCAUCGUGCGAGCCCAAGACUGAGGUUGCGCGCGCCAGGCUACUUGAACGAGUACCGCCGAGCGAGAGGCUCUUCCAUGAUGAAAUCCAGCUCCUGCUUCAGAGCGCUUUGCGGGAUAUCGAGAACGGAUACUCUGGUGGGCAGUGGUGUCUUCCGAGACGUACAUCUGACGAGGAGAGAACCCGGACGAGGAAACGGGGGCCCGAGUCUGAUCAUUCUGCGCUGAGGAAAAGAUCGAGUGGGCUGCUCCGAGACUCUUCUACAUCAAAGUUUGCCUUGGAUGACCGUGAUUUUGCCUCUAUUCGACCGCCGGUGAUUCUGUCGUCAACAUCAAUCAAUGCCUUUGAGUCGAUAGCGGAGCUUGAUGGUGUCGUGAAGAAUCCAUCGUCUCGAGCUGCUAUUCUAACGAUCGAUUCUCCCGACGAGGGGAUUGAUGGCGCUUCAUCAGAGUAUAUCAUCCCGCCAAGGUCGCACUUUGCGCACUGCACGAUCCCCUUGUCAGAAACGCAAGAUUCCCUUCCCCUUGAAUCUCCCAUUCCCGGACUCCCUCCAAACGAACUAUUCAAUUUGAUCCUAUUGGACCCGCCCUGGCCAAAUCGUUCCGUUCGUCGAAGCGGCCACUAUCAUACACACCCCUACGAGCUUCUCACCCAACGACUACGAAAUAUUUUCCAUGUUCACGCUUAUCACCAAUCCUCCUCUUCAAAGGAUACAGCCACACUUGACCCUUUACAUCUAAAUACAAACGAGAUAUCCGUCGCAGCCAUUUGGAUAACAAACUCCGAAAAAUCCCGCCAAACAGCCUACGAAGCACUAACAAGCACCGGCUUCGCCAUCCACGAAGAAUGGGUCUGGAUCAAGACCACAGUCGACGGACAACCGAUUAUACCAUUGGAUGGACUCUGGAGAAAGCCGUACGAAAUCCUCGUGAUCGGUCGACGAACCCCUGUUGCUGCAUCUACGUCCAAUGAGUCAUAUGAAACCGGAUCCCGGUAUCUACCCAAGAGAAGGGUCAUUGCUGCGGUACCAGAUGUUCACUCGCGUAAGCCGAAUCUGAAAGCCGUCUUUGAGCGGGUGUUUUUCACCUCCGAGUCAAGUGUUGAGAGCUACGCUGCCCUCGAGGUCUUUGCGCGUAACUUGACAGCUGGGUGGUGGGCGUGCGGUAAUGAAGUGCUGAAAUUCAAUGCGCGUGAGUGCUGGGUUGAGCGGUGA
Penicillium cinerascens is the source of this 1434-nucleotide messenger RNA. RefSeq names its product MT-A70 family. Bases 1 to 1434 code for a protein of 477 amino acids. Lineage: Eukaryota; Fungi; Ascomycota; Eurotiomycetes; Eurotiales; Aspergillaceae. Gene Ontology annotation, molecular function: methyltransferase activity. The record is from RefSeq and is a predicted model, not a curated record. The transcript has a single exon. Gene Ontology annotation, cellular component: RNA N6-methyladenosine methyltransferase complex; nucleus.